This is a messenger RNA of Tremella mesenterica DSM 1558, 495 nucleotides long. RefSeq lists its product as uncharacterized. Bases 1 to 495 code for a protein of 164 amino acids. NCBI's taxonomy places the organism in Eukaryota, Fungi, Basidiomycota, Tremellomycetes, Tremellales, Tremellaceae. The transcript has 3 exons. The record is from RefSeq and is a predicted model, not a curated record.
AUGAGUGCCAACAAAGGUACAUACGCUGCUGUGGUGGCUAAUGGGAAAUCUCGUCAAGAAUCCAGUUCAGAACAAGGGGACGCGCCUCCUCCAUAUUCAGGCCCCUCGCAGCCUAUUUAUCCAGCUCCAACUGCACAUCAUCCACCCCUUGGACCAUCAUCUGCCAGUGCCGCCGAGGCUGGUGUUCCGGAAGGAGGAUGGGAGGCACAUAACAUGCGAAUGGCGAGAUCAAGAGCUAUAAGACGGUUUUGGGGAGCGAUGUUUUGGGCAUGGGUCAUUUGGAUUUUGGUCGGUUUCAUCAUCGGCGGCGGUGUCAGCGACGUCUCCUCCGCUCCUAUGGGUCGACACGGUCAUUGGGACAACGAUGGUCACUGGGUACCCGAUCCUGUAUACACUUACGUUCCGGAUGAUGGUCAUACGACUCGUACUUGGCGUCGAAAACCUUCAUACACUCCUCUACUUGCUCCUGUCGAAACAAACAUCGUUGUCGAUUAG